AUGGUGGACAAACUUGAGCAAGAAGCUGACUUUGAUAACAAACUGUUCAAUGAUCCUGUGGAGCUAUUGAUGCGGAUCAAGAAAUUUAUGACGACUACUGUUGAUACAGAAUGGGAAUAUUUUGGUCUGUGGAAGACAAUGAGCAAUCUGAUUAAUUGCCAUCAAAAGGAGAAGGAAAACAUUGCAAGUUUUUGUAAACUAUUUGAAGAAAGGGCAAAGGCAUUGCAAGCUUUGCUUGGUGAUGAUUUUUUGGACAAAUUUACUGAGAAGAGUCAGGAAUAUGAUUUAUUGGGAAGCCAUGCUGAACGAUCCCAACACAAGAAGGAAUCAUGGGAAAGAUUCAUGGCCACCGGAUUUCUGUAUAAUUCUGAUAGAGCCAAGGAUCAAUCAAGAAUUGAUGGAAUGACGGCGCAGUACACGUUGAAGCAUCUGGACUUCAAACAAUGUUGUACAUUUCCAACUACUUUGGAAAAUGCUGCUGAUGUUUUGAAUCAACACAAGCACAAUAACAGGAAGAAGAAUUCGAAUGGAGGAAAUUAG
Messenger RNA from Cylindrotheca closterium, 540 nucleotides. The record is from the annotation of a GenBank genome assembly. NCBI's taxonomy places the organism in Eukaryota, Bacillariophyta, Bacillariophyceae, Bacillariales, Bacillariaceae.